This is a messenger RNA of Diachasmimorpha longicaudata, 10786 nucleotides long. RefSeq names its product homeobox protein cut (gene cut). Lineage: Eukaryota; Metazoa; Arthropoda; Insecta; Hymenoptera; Braconidae. The coding region runs from base 1829 to 6742 and encodes 1637 amino acids. The transcript is spliced from 9 exons. Gene Ontology annotation, biological process: regulation of transcription by RNA polymerase II. The record is from RefSeq and is a predicted model, not a curated record. Gene Ontology annotation, cellular component: nucleus. Gene Ontology annotation, molecular function: RNA polymerase II transcription regulatory region sequence-specific DNA binding; DNA-binding transcription factor activity, RNA polymerase II-specific.
UCGGUUGGGGCCAAUAAUUUCGCCGGGGUUGUGCCAGAGGUGCGUGGUAUUGUGUGUGGUAAGUUGGAGGGAUGACCGGCGCCAAAAGCCGCCGAGGGCUGGAGAAAUUGAGCAGCGCGAGCGCGUUAGUCUUGGCCAGAACACAGGCCUAGUAACAUCGAGUGUAAUACAUUUCCCUCACCGCUCCGUCGCCCCAUGCACGUUCCGAUGGAAUGGAAUGGUACGUGCGUGCGGAUGCACUAACAAACUAUUUGUUUAUUUGUUUGGCCGAGCUAUGGACGACGCCAAAUCGAGGAUUUAUAUCGGAAGUGUUUUAUAACGAGCGCUCGCACAUCGGGAGAUGUUUCUAUUGAAAUAUUCGUUGUUUUACAAACUAUUUUCAUUGAAAUUGGAAAGUGAUGGUGAAUUGCUACAGUUUUUGUCUCUCGGCAUCUCGGAAUGAUAAUGAACACUUGAUUGGAGAGUUGUGCGUCGAGGGAUAAGUGUUGUGUGACAAUGGGCUUUCAAUCGGGCUCCUUGAGAUGCGAAUGAAGAAGAAGAGCAGUGGGAAUCAGCUCUUAGUUUCAGGUUAGGAGCCUGCUUGGACGGUCUUGGGCUUGAGCUUGAGAUAGAGGUUUACACACAACCGGAGUAUUUAUUGUUAAAACGCGGCAACUGUGUGCGGUGUGAGGGGGCUUUAAUUAUCAUCUCGUGUGUACAAAUAAUAAGACAGUUUCAUUGAGAGGAAAUAAAUAUCAACAAGGGACUUUUCAUUGUGAUUAUCAGCUGGAAAUUAAUAGUAAUUGAGUUUGAUUUUUCGUUUGGAUUUUACUGACUUGUUUUUGAGAUAAUUCUGAGUCACCUGGACGGAAUCGAGUGGUGCGUCGGAUAAAGGAUUGUUAUCGGUAGUGAAAUUGUAUUCAGUUUUUUUUUUUUUACAAUCUGUCAUCAAGGAUUAUUACUCGUGGGAGAUUUAACAGUUUUUUAACACGUGCCUGAUAGACCACUGUCACUCUCAAAGAGAAGUGACGGACGUUUAAAAUUCAUGCAUAUGAAAAUCGACCAGUGAUUAUUGGAAACGUGACAAGUGUUAUUUUUUUAUCGUUUGAAAGUUAGGUUAUGUUGCACGUUUUUUACUCAACACGGCGGAAAGAAACUGUUUGAGUUUUAACGAGCAACGCAUAAUUGUGAUUAUUUUCAUGAGAACAUGGACGUUAUUGACAAGUGAUUGAGUACUGUGAGGACUGGGGCUCUCCUGUUUAUGGACAUUAAUCAAAGUGUGGAUAUUAUAAUGAACUUUGUAAUGAGUAGUUGAUGAAGAGAAGGAAAAUUGUGAGGGAUUUGAAUCAAGGCAAUGACACGUUACAGGACGAGACGACGUCUGUAUUCAGUGAAAAUUGGGGAUAAACAGUGACAAUCAGUGCAAAAGGGAAAUAUUUAGAAAAUUUCUCCACUCAACAAUUGGAGAAAAAUCCAGGGGAGGGAUAAUGCCAUUCUGUAGCCAUACAGUUGGUGAUAAUUUGGAGUGAAUUGAUUAAUAUUAUCCGGCGUCGUGUCUCCGUACAAAGAUAAAAGUGAGGGUGAGGCGGUGGAGAACGACGACCGGAGGUGGAUUUUUUUUAAACCAUCCAAGAAUAUCGAAGCCGUCAAAGUGGCUUCGUCACUGGGUCUCCAGGGGCCAUCAGCGCCAAUUGGUGCCCAAUUGUUGGCUUCUGGUGGUACUGAUGAUGCAGCUACCGCUACAACCGUUUACCACGCCAAUCUGGUAACCGGUAGUAAUACAUCGGUGACAGCGGCACUACAGCAGCCAAUACUUAAUUCAUUGAACUCCGCAGCGGCUCUUGCAACUAUGCAGGCCUCUGCAGAGACAAAUUCACUGGAUCUUCAAGCUAUGCAAUCCAUGGAUUGGUUGUUUAAGAAGGAGAGGAUCUACCUGCUCGCACAGUUCUGGCAACAGAGGGCAACACUAGCUGAGAAAGAGGUAACCACGCUGAAGGAGCAGCUUUCUGCGCUGACUGAUGGUAAUUCUAAGACUGAGGGACAACAGCAGACGUCCCAAAAUGCCCAGAUCACAGAUACAAGUCAUGAUCAAAGUAAUCCAAGAAGAACACCCAACAGCAACUUGGAGCAGGAGCUUCAGGCCAAAGAUAAAGAGAUUAAUCAACUGGUCGAGGAGGUAUCGAGAUUACAACAGAGUCUUCAGCGUCUUCAGGAGACCAGUGCACAGGCGACAGCGAGACUCGAGGAGGAGCUUGAUAACAGAAGACAGCAUAUAGCGAGAUUGGAGAGCAAGUUGGAAAGACAACGGGACUAUAAUGAGCUUAAGAGGGAAAUAAGUGUACUGAGAUCGGUGGAUUUGUCCCAAAUACCCACUGGAGAACCUGGAAAGAGUCUUGAGCAUUUGUUAAUGGAAAGAACGAAAGCUUUGCAACAAGCUGAGACAUUGAAACCACCUAGCACACCUGAUACACUUGGUGGACUAGCCUCACCACUGCAGCGCGCUGCAACCGCCUCGCCCCAUGGCAGUGGCGGUGGUGUUGGCAGCGGGAGUACACCCGUUACCCUCGUGUCCACCCAACAGGUGCUCCCAACGCGCUCCACCCCAACACCCUCAUCGGCCACAUCAACGGCCGCCUCGGGUCUCCUAUUCCCGCCUCCUCUUCAAAAUGUCGAAACAUUUGGCUCAUUCCUUGGUGAAGAAAUUGUCGCCAAUUGGAGGCGAUCCCUGGAGAGGUCAAUAAUGAGCCAACAACAACAACAGCAGCAGCAGCAGCAACAGCAACAGCAUCAACAACAACAACAACAACAACAACAACAACAACAAUCACAACAAACAUCACAAUCGUCAAUCGCACAAUCACAACAGACCCAAUUAUCCCAGCUGUCUCAACAGCACACCCAAUCACCGGUACAAACUGGGCUGCAGCACUCGUCGCUGUACCCAUCAACAACACCAAAUCUAAAUCACCUUCCAUCACCAACAGAUCCAGCAUCAUCGUCAAAUAAUGGUACGAGUGGACCAAUGAAAUCGAGUACACCACUUGGUAGCUUGGAAAACAUCACGGAGAAAGCACCAACGCCGAUACCUGGACAUGAGACACCAGCACCACCACGACCCUCAUCAACAGCUGCACUCACAUCACCACCAGCUAGUCUUCAGCCACCGGCCAGUUUAAUCGAGGCUGCCAUGAAUGGGGCAAGCAUGCCUGGUCUUUUACCACCAAAAAGCCCACACGAAGAAUCCUGUCACAAUAACAAUAAUAGCCAUCAUCUUGCCAAUAAUAACAACAAUAGCAUCGGUAGUUUGAGUGUAUUAGACAGUCUCAAGAGUCCGUUUCGCUUCGACGAGAGAACCCAUCCGUUUCGAUUUGGAGAUGACUUUGGAGCUGCCGGAAUGGCUGGUAGACUCGGUGAAUCACUCAUACCUAAAGGCGAUCCGAUGGAGGCACGACUACAGGAGAUGCUACGUUAUAAUAUGGAUAAAUAUGCAUCUCAGAAUCUUGAUACACUUCACAUAGCAAGACGUGUUAGAGAACUACUCUCUAUACAUAAUAUUGGACAGCGUCUAUUUGCUAAAUACGUUCUUGGACUGAGUCAGGGAACUGUUAGUGAACUAUUGAGUAAACCAAAACCAUGGGACAAACUAACUGAGAAGGGACGCGACAGCUACAGAAAGAUGCAUGGAUGGGCCUGCGAUGAGAAUGCUGUUUUACUACUCAAAUCUCUCAUACCGAAGAAAGAGUAUGUUUCAGGCAAGGAGCAGGGUAUGCCAACAUUUGGCCGUCCACAGGAGGGCGGACCCCCUGACAUAAACGACGAGAGAAUUGCCCACAUGCUCUCGGAAUCUGGACACCUGCAGAUGAGUCGUGCUAGUGAACAUGACACUUCCAACGAUGCUGACAGUAAGAGUCCGAGUAGACUGGGAUGCCCGAGCCCAUUCGGCAAAGACAGGUACGACAGUCAGAACAGGAGGCUGAAGAAGUACGAGAAUGAUGACAUUCCCCAGGAGAAGGUUGUGAGGAUUUAUCACGAGGAGCUUGCUAAAUUAAUGGGAAGAAGAGCCGAUGACUUACGGGGACCAAGAGACUUUCCUCCAAGCGCGAUGUUUCCUCACUUUUUCAGUGGUGGCCAGGGUAUCCAGGGGAUGGAGCGUACUCAGGAGGAAAUCAGAUUAGCUCUUGAUGCGUACCACAGAGAGCUUCAAAAAUUGAAUUCAGCGUCAGGUGGAAAUCCCGGGCUAGGAGGUCUCUCAAGCCUACCAAAUCUGCCGGGUCUCCUAGCCCUUCACCAACAAGCCCUCCAUCAAAAUCACCUGGCAGCCAAUGGCACUGGCGUCGGUGUACAGGACCUUAGUCUGGGAAAAGUUGAUCCCCGCAGUAAAAUGAUGAACGGCGUUUCCGAGGAGGAUAAAGAAAAAAUGGAAGAGGCCAUGAGACAUGCUGGCAGUGCAUUCUCCCUCGUAAGACCUAAACAAGAGCCAACGGGCGCACAAUCAACCCCAGGUGGAUCCAGUGCAAGUUCACCACUUGGUAAUUCAAUAUUACCACCCGCCAUGACACCCAACGAGGAAUUUUCCGGUGCUGCUGCAGCAAGUCCACUCCAGAGAAUGGCAUCAAUCACAAAUAGUUUGAUCAGCCAACCGUCCACACCAACUCAUCAUUCAGCAAAUCAACGACCCCUCAAAGCCGUUCUACCACCGAUAACGCAACAACAAUUUGAUCUUUAUAAUAAUCUCAACACUGAAGAUAUUGUAAAGAGGGUAAGUCGAGUUGUAAAGGAGCAAUUGUCACAGUAUUCAAUAUCUCAAAGACUCUUUGGCGAGUCGGUUCUUGGGCUUUCUCAAGGCUCGGUGUCCGAUCUACUUGCACGUCCCAAACCUUGGCACAUGCUGACGCAAAAGGGACGUGAGCCAUUCAUAAGAAUGAAAAUGUUCCUCGAGGAUGAACAGGCGGUUCACAAACUCGUGGCUAGCCAGUACAAAAUUGCUCCCGAGAAGCUCAUGAGGACCGGCGGCUACGGCGGCCUGCCUCGUAAGUUUAACUCAGCAUGCGGAACCCCCAUGAAGCCAAUGCCCCCAACAAAACUCGUCCAGGAGCAGCUUCAAAACGCGGCGAAAGCCCAAGCAGCAGCACAAGCAGCUGCUGUGGCGGCGGCGCAACAUCAAGAGCACCAGAUGCAAUUGGGUCCACCGUCAGGUCCCCAGCACGGCAGUCAUCCAGUACCACCACCACCAAUGAUGCUGACACCACCUGGCACCCACCACGGCGCAACUCAUGCCGCUCAAUUGUCCAUCCAAGAGCUUCAGAAGAAGCAGCACCAGCAGCAGCAGCAGCAGCAACAGCAGCAACAACAAAUGGGUCUUCACUCUCCGCACCAGAUGACCCCCUCACCCCUGCGUAGUCUUCAUCCCCAUAUCUCGCCGAGUGUCUAUGAGAUGGCAGCAUUAACGCAGGAUCUAGACACACAAACAAUCACAACGAAGAUCAAGGAAGCGUUACUAGCAAAUAAUAUUGGACAGAAGAUCUUCGGUGAAGCUGUGCUCGGACUAUCGCAGGGUUCAGUGAGUGAGCUUCUCAGUAAACCAAAGCCCUGGCACAUGCUCAGUAUAAAAGGUAGAGAACCAUUCAUCAGGAUGCAGUUGUGGCUGGCGGAUGCCCACAAUGUCGAUAGACUCCAAGCGUUGAAAAAUGAGAGGCGCGAGGCCAACAAGAGACGUCGCAGCAGUGGUCCGGGACAUGACAACAGCUCAGACACAUCGAGCAAUGAUACAGCUGAUUUUUACCAUGCCUCAGGUUCCCCCGGACCAGGCCCUCCCUCCGCAAAAAAACAGAGGGUUCUUUUCUCUGAAGAGCAGAAAGAAGCACUGAGACUUGCAUUUGCCCUAGAUCCCUAUCCCAACGUAGCCACCAUUGAAUUUCUCGCUGGCGAGCUUGCCCUAUCCUCGAGGACAAUAACAAAUUGGUUCCACAAUCAUAGAAUGAGGCUCAAACAGCAAACGCCACAUGGUCAGCCGGAGCCACAAUCACCGAGGGAGCCUGGACAGCCGUUUGAUCCAGUACAAUUUAGACUGCUCUUGAACCAAAGACUGCUUGAGAUACAGAAGGAGAGAUUGGGACUGGGGAAUGUGCCAAUUCCCUACUCGCCGUACUUCAAUCCAAAUCUUGCGACUCUCAUGAGCAAUGCUUUGAAGGAGCAGUGCUCAGGUCUGGACCUCUCGAUGGGCUCGUUGAAGAGGGAGCCCAAUCAGGAGUUUGAGGACGAUGACGGGGAGGAUGCUAUGAGUAAUCUUGGUAGCGAGGAUUCAGAUGGCUCAGCAUCUAGUAUAAAACGUGAGCCCAGCGAUCACAGUCAAACACAACCAACCGCAGCUACCUCGGCAAGAUCCAACAGGAGAAAGCCAGCAGCUCCUCAGUGGGUGAAUCCAGAGUGGCAGGAGCCAGCCAGAACCGGUGAUGAAGUUAUUAUCAAUGGCGUUUGUGUUAUGCAGACUGAUGAUUAUGGAGUUAAAAGGGAAACCGAAGAGACGAUAAGAGUUGAACCAACACCUGUACAGGACAGAUACGAUGAUGAUGCGCAGAGCGAUGUGUCAUCGGUCUCUGGUAAUAAUGGACAGGAUCGCGACAGUCCGAUACCGAGUCCAAAGUCAGGUCAAAAUAGUCCAAUUACCUCACCACGACCACCGUCACAACAAAAUGCCCAGGAUAAUGGAGAGAGUCCGAAGGAAAUUGUUAAGCACGAGCCGGAGGAAACGUGGGAUUAUUAAUCAAGUAUUUUUUUUUUCUCUUUUGGUUGACACAUUGUUUUAUCAAUUUUAUUCCUUAAAUCGUCAUUUUCCAUUCGAUGCAGAACUACUGAACAGUCUUGUCAUACUGACGUGGUUAGGCUUAAAUAUAAUAAACAUAAAGUGAUCUUACAGAGAAAAUUUAUCUAGGACGGUAUGGUGACAGUAUGGUGGAGAACGUUAGUUAUUUAAUGUAAUUUAUAGCUAAAGUAUAGAUUUUUAGGUUUUUUAGGGAGGCAAAGCCAAGCGAUAGGAUUCGAUGAUUACAAUAAUAUAAAUACUGAAUCCUGCCUAUCAAAUUGGGCAUUAUAUCGAAGUUUAACGAGCAUGUGGUGAACGACUGAAUCACGAACAAACUUUGUAUCUUACUUUUUUUCCUUUUUGUUGGUGAAUCCGUUUCCAUUUUUACGAGGCACUAAUGAUAGCGAUUUUAAUCACGGAGAAUUUCAAGAUGUUUUAAUAACGGGAGCAAAAUCAAAAAGUCUCUUCGUAGAACAAAAAUUGUUUAAGAUAAAAUGAAACUUCAAUGGAUAAACCACCAGUGAGCGUCGAACAAAAAAUGUAUACUAAAGUCGUACAUACAUAUAUAUAUAUACAUAUGUAUAGCAUAUUAAAUAUAUAAAUUAUUUAGCAUCGAUGUGCGCGAGAAUGAUAUCAAUCACACAUUAGGCAUUUUUUAAUAAUUGAUGAUAGAGUCAUUGACCGUAUUUGUUCUGUGAACGUUCUAGGUCGAAAAACAAAUUGAAGAGAAUAUUGACAGUUGUGUCGUGUCGUGUCGUGAGGUAAAUUUUUCUUUUCCAGGAAAAUGCUAUCGAUUGAAAGUGCAAUCUCUCCCUUUAUCCCGCCCCCCCCCCCCCUAAAUAAUUGUUAGAUUGAAGCAUUAAUUAAUUUUUAAUCAAAAUGAAGAUGAAUGGAGUGAAAAAUUUGUAUAGGCAGUGUAUGCGAGUUCAAUGGGAAUGAGCCCUAAAAGAUACGUGAAGCGGAUAAAUUACAUAAUCAUCGUGAUUCAUGUUAUAUCGUUUGUAUUUUCUCUCACCUCCUCUCAACCCCUUCUUCCCUGAUAGAUAUGUAAGCUGUUGAUGUUAUUUUUAUUAUUUCUUUUUCACUCGAGUUCGUUUUUUCAUUCAUGUUCAUCUCUCGGUUUUUCUCAUAAAAUUCUCGUUAUUUUGUUUAUAAAAAUACAACGAAUGAUUAAUGGAAAAUGAGAGAUUUGUCAUGAAUAUGGAAAAGUGAAAUAAGAAACGAACAAAAAGGUAGAAAAAAUACUUAAGGCCGUUACCAAUGUUAUUAUUAUCAUUUCUAUGAAUAAUUAAUUAUUACAAUUAUUGAUUGAUUGAUUGAUUGUGAAGAAAAAUUUAUAGUAAUUAUUGACAACUUCAUUUUUUUCCCUUAGUUAUCAAGAUACGCCAUCAAUUCAAGUUCUCUGUAAUUAUUAUUACAUUUGAUAGAUGAUUAAUCUUGAGAGUACGUAGCCAAAAAAUUCAAUGGAAAGUGAGGAAAAAUACUACAAAUAAGUGAGCAAAAGAAAGAACGAUAGAGGGUUUUAUCGAUAGCUCAUGAGAAUUUUAUAUAUAUUCUUUCUUCUCUUUUUUUAUAAAAAAAAAAAACUAAUUCACUCCAGUGCUGAAGUCUUCAAUGCUGCGUGAAUAAAUUAUUUUUUAACAUUACCAAUUCACUGGUAAUUGUAAAAUAGGCUUUACUAUUUUAUUCACUAUUAUUAUUAUUAUUAUUAUUAUUAUUAUUGUAAUAUUAAGUUUUUCAUUACGGUAUAUUACUAAUUAUUAUUUGUCGAUUUAAGUUUUUUUUUUUAAUUAUAUCAUUAUUAUUAAACUAUUAUUAUUAUUAUUUUACAAAUCCAAAACGGCUUGUGAAGCCAAUGUGAUAGAGCUUAUGUGCGACGUGAGAAAGAGAAAAAACGAGCGAAAGAGAAACAAUAGGAUUAAGCCCAAAUCCUACAGAAAACAUAAAGUAAAAAGAAAAACCAGUGUAUAUGCGGGCUGAGAAAGAAUGAAAUUCAUAAAAUAAAUUUAACAGUUCGUAAUACGUAAUUUCUCAACUCGCAUUCUUUGUAAAUAAAAUAUUGUAUGUAUAAAAAAAGAAGUAAAAAUGAAUCGAAAAAAAAAUAAGAACAAAUUGAAAAAUAAUUCUCUGAUUAAAUACAUUAACCCACACGAUUAUUAAUACGGAAAUAAAACUUGUAUUAUAUUAUAUUUACUUAUCAAUCACAGUUAGCAAUUAUUGAAUAGAUAUUCCUACUGAAUUGAAAUUAAAGUAACAAUUUUAAAAGAUACAACUAUUACAUAAUAGCCGCAACACAGAAAUCGAUAAUCGUCUUAUCGAUUUUAAUGAAUAUAACAUAAAGAAUGAAAGAGUUAGUAUGACUAUAAUGAUUACAAUUAAAGAUAAGAUGGUGAGGAGAAAAAAAUUUAACUGCAUCCUAAUAAGAGAUGAAAUUUUGAGAUAAACGUAUCGAAAAAGCAUAUUCUCGAUAUUGAAAAUCAAACUGAAUCUUUAUCAGACGACUUCACCUUCAUAAUUAAAUUCUAGUCUUCAAUUCAUAACUGAUGAAAUUCACAAACUCAUUUGAGUUUUGUUUUUCAAAUGUUUUCGGAUUAAAAAAAAAAAUAACCGUACUGAAAAAAAGGGGCAUUGCGAAAGAAAAACCAGUGAAUAAAUUUUUGUCUUAGAAUUUUUCUUUAUUCCUUAUUUUUCCAUGUAAAUAAACAAAUGUCUCAUAUUAUAAUUAUUGAAAUGCUAAUAUCUCGCUUCGACAAUUGUACAAAGAGGCAGUGGUGGAGUCAUUGAAAGCGAGAGAAGCGUAUAAAUAGGGUUUUACAACAUCGAACUGCCUGAAGUAUUGGCGGACAAGCCCGUGAAUUAAAAGCUAUUCAUUUUCUUUCCUCGGAAUGAUUGGAAAAAAAUAACAAAUAACGGGUUUUAACCCGCCCAUCAAUUUUAAGGAAAAUCCACGAUCUCAGAUGAAAUAUUUUCAAUAAACUACUAACCCGAAAAUAAAUACAUUUUGGACUUUUUAAAUUCUUCAGAUUGUCUUGCUUUUACCUCGUAUUUAAGAUAAACAUUGAUGCCACGUCUUAGGUAAAAGAAAAUCACUCGAAUGAAGAAAUCAAUGAAUUCAAUUAAUAUUUACUAAUUGACGUGGCUGAGGCCAAAAAAGAAACCUAUGAGAAAACAACCAAGUAUUGUACAUCAUUCAUUUGCAUCAUCGAAUCCGAGUAUAAAUUAGCGUUUUGUAGAUAUUGAAUAGAGGAAAUAACGAUACGAUAGCUUUAAUUAUUUAAUUGGAAAUAUCGCUUGUAAUCGAGACGAUAGGUGAAUCAAUGAAAUUAAGUAGAGUGAAAAGUGAAUGCAUGCCUGAAUCCGCGUACGAAAAGACACCUGUAAUAUAAUAAUGAUGAAUGAUUAAUUAUUAUUAAAGCUAGCAUAGUUUUUCCGCGAAUACAUGUUUAAACCUCCCUCUCCCUCCCCCACCCCCGUGUUAUCGAAGGAAAUGAAUGUGAGGCGAAAAGAAAUCAUAUCGUAAACAUAAUGAAUAUUUUACAAAUAAAUGUAGAUAGAUAUUCAGAAUUUUUCGAACGAAAACACAAUGGAAUGAAGGGAUAAAAAAUCACCUCUCUAUACCUCCCUAUCUAACAAUUCCGAGACAUCUUAUAUCAUUUUUGAAAAACUAAAAAGUGAAUAUGUUGCGAUCAAAAGAAAAUAUUACAAACGAUUCUGUCAUUUCAGUAGUGGAAAUAAUGUAUUUAAAGAUGAAAAAUUAUCUAAUAGUUUAUUGAUUUGUAUUAUCAGUUUUUGAAUUGUAUAAUAGCAUAAAAAUUAUCCUGUACAUUGCAUUAAUAACACGAGCACUAUUGUUUUAAAGAAAAAAAUUGUACGUUUACGAUUAUUAUACGAAGAUAAAAAGAAUGAAAAAAUAAAUAAGAUAAACAAAAAACAAAAUCAUGAGCUGGUGAAUGAGUAUAAUAAAUUUUAUUGUUAGUUAUUCAAUAAAAUUAUUAAUUUCCGUCA